UCAAGAAGCCCGAGCAGCGAGAUUCACGAAGCUAGGGGGGGGGGGGACUGAAUCAAGAAGUGAGAGAAUUGCAAUUAAGUGAAGGCAGGAGCCGGCCGCCGACAACGCCAUCCAGAGUGAGGUUCGCCCGGUGAUGGCGAUAAGUCAGCCCUGGCCGGUGGAGGAUGUUCGUGAGACGUUUUUCUCCUAUUUCGUGGAAAAUCAGCAUGUGCAGUUGUCAUCAACCCCGGUUAUCCCCGUAGUUGAUACCAAGGUGCCUCUUAUUCAUACAUGUUUGAACCGGUUCAAGGGGACCCUUAAUGGCAGAGGGAGUCAUCGCACCUGCUUUUCGCUGAGAUGCAUUACUGUGGGUGGUGAUGACGAUGAAGUGAUUGAUCACUUCAAAAACGACACUACUUACCAUAGAUUCACAGAAGUCCUUGGAAGUUGGUCUUUUGGGGACUACUUUAAGGAGGAAGCCAUCAGGUUAUUAUUCAGUCUUCUCAACAAGAAAUACAAGUUACCUCAGUCCAGAAUAUAUGCUUCAUACUUUAGUGGUGAUACAUCCCUUGGUUUGAGUUCAGACAAUGAGUCAAAAAAUACAUUGCAGAAAUACCUAGCGGAAGAAAGAAUCAUGCCUGCCAUGUCUAAGGCUGAUUUUUGGAUGACUGGUGAAACUGGUCCCUGUGGGCCAUGCAUUGGAUUUUUCUUCGAUUGUUCGGAUAGCAAAGAUGGUGUUGGUUCCGUAAUCAACAUAAAGGAUGGCAAAUUUAUUGAGAUAAGCCGUCUUGUUUUUGUUGAGUUCAAUAGGCAAGCAGGUGGCGUCUUGAAGCCUUUGCAAGCUAAGCAUGUCUUGAAGCCUUUGCAAGCUAAGCAUGUCUUAACAGGGAUUAAUCUUGAAAGUUUAGCUGCCAUUCUUCAAAAUAAAGAAAGCCACUAUGAAUUAGAUGUCUACGAUGACAUAUUUUUCAGCAUGAGCUGUUGUACUGGUCGAGGAAUCCGGGACUACUCUGGUGAAGUUGGUGCUGCUGACACAGAUGGAGUUGAUACGGCAUACCGCCUCCUUGCAGAUCACAUAAGAAUGAUUGCUGUUACUAAUGCUCCUGGUUCUCAGCUUGGGUUUGGAAAUGAAGGUCGCGAGUAUUUCCUAUAUCGUGCCGAUAAACAGGCUGUGCAAUAUGGCCACGAAGUACUUAAGACAAAUCAAGAGAAAUACGAUGUUAUUAUUCAUGGCAUUCUUAUAUCUGAAGCUGAUUUAUGUCCUGAGCUUGAAGGGUACAGAAAAGUGGAUGAAAUAAUCGAAGAUGAAUUGAUGAUCUAUAAAAAAACCAUGGCGGAGUUACGAGAACAGCAAGUGCCAUUUGAUAUGGGAGGGAAGAAGAAAAAGAAGAAAGGUGUCACUUCUGUUGUGUGGUAUGCGACAAGGCUUAUUGAAUUUUUUGGCCGGCACACACGCAUUAUUCUCAAGAAUAAGAAUACACGCUGCUCCUUAGUAGCACUAUGCAACGCUCUCCUGCUUGGAGAGAAGAUAACUCUCAAUAUAGAUAUCGAGAAGGUGUCAGAGGGCCAUCUCAUCUAUCUUGUACAAAGUUAUCUUUUGUAUGGCAAUACACAAAUGCAGUUGGAACAGAACUUGGAACUAUCAGAGUUCAAUAAACAAGUUCUUGGUGUAUUGCCGAAGCUUCCGGGCAGUUUAUACUUUGAUGUGACAUUUGCCAGCUCUUGUGGCUUUGAGCAGACCUCAGAAACCGCAAUAUUUGGUUUUCUUGGUGUCCCUCUACACCAUGGCUGGUUGGUAGAUCCCCAGGAUGCUGAAUUGGGCUCCUCAAUACGUAAAAGUUCCUACCACCAACUUUCGUAUAUUCUUGCUGUGUACGAAUCGAUUCGAUCCAGCACAAAUUCAGGGCCUCAAAAGCAUGGUGGAUGUAAAGAUGAUGACAAGUUUGAUUCGACACUUGUGUUCUCUUUAACCAGAUCAGAAGAACUUGGUUCUAUUUCUUGUGCAAUGAUCUCAACUUUUUUGCAUGGCCCUCAGCUAACCUCGUAUGGAUUUUCUUCCUUACAUGAUGACUUAAAAGCGAGACAGCCCACUGUCCUGAUUUGGAAUGAAACAUUAAUUACAAUAUCUAAGGUAGGAGACCAAAUAUAUGUGUUGCUGAACGAUUUGUCCUUGUUAAGUACUGAAACCGGUGCGGUAUGGGAAAGGUUAACAGAGGAUAGUGAUGGAUUGUUUGUUGAUUGUAACUUCGUGCCAACAGAUUCAGAGAUUCAAUCUAUACUGCCACUAACGAGAAUGGAAAGAAGGAAGAGGAAUAGAGAAGAGAAGAGGCCUCUGAAGGAUCUCUUAGUACCUGAGGAGAAAGAGGUGGAUAAGAGGGAAGACAGAGAGGGGGAUACGAACGAGGACGAGAAAGAUUAUGAGAAGACAGAGACCGGGGAGAAAUAUGAUGGGAAUAUCGUGGAGAAACCAGAUAUAUCUGGCAUUCGUGGCAACUUGAAUAUAAGGCCUAUUGUUUUUUUGGGACGGCCAACCCAUGUUAUCCAUCAGAUAAAUGAUGGCCCGUGUGCCCUUAUUGCAGUCUGUAAUCUUCUACUGCUCCAGGGGAGCAUCUUUUUUGAACCACAUGAAACUGUGGUGUCAAUGGAAUAUCUACUUAACUUUGUCUUUUCUUUACUUGAAGAUAGUGCGAAAAUGAGGGCCCAUUGUUCUGCAAUACAAAGAAACAUAUGGGAUGCGGCGCUGACACUGGCCACAGGGUUUGAUGUGGACGUUGUCUUUACCAGAACGGAUGGUUUUACGGAGACACGAGAGUGGUUCCUUCUCGAUUGCUUAAAUCUAAAUCUUCGACAUGGUUGGAUUGCUGCUGGGGAUUUGUUGCGCGGACCAGAAACAUCAUUUGAAAGUCUUACGCUGGCGGCUAAUGAACCUGGUUUUCCAAAUGCGGAGGCGAUCAAGAAGUUUCUAACGGGACCUCAACUUACUCCCAUUGGCUUGCUUUCCUUACAAGAAGAACUUACUGAAAAUGUUCCAUGCAUUCUGUACUGGAACAAACAUUACAAUACUACAGUUAAGGUCAAUGGAAAAUUAUGUUCUUUAGUCACUGAUUCAAAUUAUUUAAGAACAAGUGCAGUUUGGCAGACGCUUGAGGUCCGCGGUAACGGAUCAUAUUUGGACAGCAACUUCACACCAAUUUAUGCGCAGCUUGAUGCAGCUCCUUCGUUUCUUCCUGAAACAAGUACCUCCCAAGCAUCUACCUCAUUCAUGAAGCAAGAUUUGGAAGGGAUUACAUCACGUGGUGACGGAUUAUAUUUGGAUCGUAGCUUUACUCAUUCGGGACCCAAUGCAGCUCUUUCGGGAGAUGAUCUUCAUGGCUCUCAUUUUGUUCAGAAAAUACGGACUCGAAGAUCUCUGCCCAGUCCUCGAAUUGUUCCUGAAUCAUCGGAAGUACCACUUAGUGAUUUUGUUCGGAUACCUGGUAAUGAGUUCUCUGAAUUAAGAACUCUAUUUGCUGAUGGUACUUCAUUGGAUGUUGCUGAUACGAGAAAGAUUGGAAGAGUUCUCGGACUUGAUUUACUUGAAGAUAUUGUUUUUAAUCAUAAUGCGGGGUUCAGUUGGGAUGGGAAGUUUGACCCGACGACUAUAAUGGUCAUUGAUGGAGUCCGUGCGGAAAUUCGCGCACCGUAUUGUGACAAGUUCUGUGAAGAGGCGAAAUUAAAUGACUUCUUCAGUUACAUUACUGGGGUUAUUGAGCUAUUUAGAAUAGAAGGGAUUGGUCUGCCAGCCUUUUUUGCCAAGUUGACCCAGACGCUGUCAAACCCUCCUCGCAGACCUCAAGUGUGUACCCAACGUCAACUGGAGGGCUUCAAACGUCGACUUCAUGGCUAUUGGGAUAUUGUAUUGACUACCCUGGCGCUGAGGUCCUCAUUGGCUAGAGCAGGAUUAUAUUCUGGAAUUCAUAGAAUACACCGCUUCGCGCCAGAGGCAGUUAAUCAUGCGCUGAGAGCUGUAUUGCGAAGUCGUUUUUUACCAAAAGAUUGGAGACAACCAAUUGUUGCAGAAACAGGUCAUCCAGUCCUCAAAAAGGUUUUACGGUAUAUCCCUGAUACGUUAGAUGGAAGCAAUGAGAAUGCCAGGGCGAAUGAAGGUUGGCGUAGGAAGUUUGGGUGGUAUAAACCCAGGUUGCUUGAUAGCUUGUGUAUUUUUCCAAGACAAGUAAACGAACAUGCAAAGUCUAAGGAGCUAGAACUGGAAAAGCAACAAGGAGUGGAGAAUGAACCUAUGAACAGUCUUUCCGAAUUGGAUCUUCUGACGUCUCAUUAUCUCCAAGACGAUCUUCCAAUUAUAUUGGAAGUAUUGCUACGCUCUGAUCAUCUUAUGACAGAUGAAUUGUGGAAAUGGUUGGAAGAGGUCCUGGAGGUUUACUCCCGACCAGAAGUCCUUGGUCGUGGAACCUGGGGCCUCCGCCGCUGUGUUUUUGGUGGAGGCUGGAACCUGGGCCGCCGUGCCUAUUGCCGCCGUGGUCGUGCCCAUGGUUUCGGACACUGUGGUCACGGUCGUGCCCGUGGUUUCGGACACCGUGGUCACGGUCGUGCCCGUGGUUUCGGACACCGGUGACUAUCAGAGCGAAGGCGCCGUCCGCGGAGAUGAGGGGAUCUGCGGCGAUGGUGCCCAGAUCCACGGCAGCGGCGUCAACUGUGAUGAGAAGCGCAUCUGCGGCGAUGGCGACCAUGGCAAGCGCACCAGUUCCUCGAUUCUCAGCAGUUACCUUCCUCUCCUAAUCCCCGUCUUCAGGAAACAGGAGCCAAUCAAUUUUGUUGCAUUGUAGACCAAUACUGUUGUUUGUAAAUAAUUUGAACUUGCUAAUAUUGUGAACACUGCAGUUAAGUUCCUUGGGCCGCUAGAUUACUUAUUUGUCACUGCAAGUAGAAAGUUGAAGUGCUAAAGCUGAUGAUGGGUUUCGGCUGAGUAAGUAGUAUACUCUGAUUUAGUUGCGAUAGGCUUUGUUCUUGCCAUCAUUUGAUAUGGAAUAGUUGUGUUAUGACCAGAGAUUGCAUCUGUUACCCUCUUC
This is a messenger RNA of Triticum dicoccoides, 5048 nucleotides long. RefSeq lists its product as uncharacterized. The coding region runs from base 134 to 4594 and encodes 1486 amino acids. Gene Ontology annotation, molecular function: cysteine-type deubiquitinase activity; ATP binding; alanine-tRNA ligase activity. NCBI's taxonomy places the organism in Eukaryota, Viridiplantae, Streptophyta, Magnoliopsida, Poales, Poaceae. The transcript has 30 exons. Gene Ontology annotation, cellular component: cytoplasm; cell periphery; cytosol. Gene Ontology annotation, biological process: protein K48-linked deubiquitination; alanyl-tRNA aminoacylation. The record is from RefSeq and is a predicted model, not a curated record.